Molecule: messenger RNA, 1827 nt
Organism: Anthonomus grandis grandis
Lineage: Eukaryota; Metazoa; Arthropoda; Insecta; Coleoptera; Curculionidae
Exons: 2
Coding region: 1-561 (186 amino acids)
Biological process (GO): regulation of transcription by RNA polymerase II
Cellular component (GO): transcription regulator complex; nucleus
Source: RefSeq, a predicted model, not a curated record
AUGGCUGCGGCAUGGCUAAAGCCGGGCGUCCACCGAAAGCGGUGCUGUGCUGUGCUGGGUGGAGCGGCGUUGAGCGGUGCUGGGUUGCCAAUGCAUUCUUAUGAAGUACCGUCCACUAAAGCUGGGGCGCUGUGCGGCGAGACAAGCUAUGUCGUGCGGGGCCGCAUGACUUCGCUUUGUGUUCGAUUGACGCUGUGCGGAGACGGGCAAACUCGUUUUGUUUUUUUUUUAUUAAUUACGAUAAAAAUGGAACAAUUCAUUGAAACUGUGAGAUUAAAUCCUUGCCUAUGGAAAGUAGAUGAAAAGAACUAUAAAAGUCAAGACGCACGUGAUAUUGUCUGGGAAGAAGUCUCAAAAAAGUGCAAUAUAACAGACGGAAAAGAGGCUAAACGGGUAUGGAAAAAGUUAAGGGAUUCUUUCAGGGACGCUUUAAAAAGGCAAAAUGAAUGUAAAAGUGGGGACGCAGCACCUGCGGGUAAAACGGUUGUGGGUAUACCAAAAACAAAUGGAAUUUUUGAUUCCAUAUAUGACCAACCGAAAAAGAUGUUCCAACGUAGCUGACACGCAAUCAUCAAACGAAAAUACAAUGGAAACAUGGCCACAUGAAGAAAUACAAACUCAAAACGAACAAUCACACAGUGACUUUGAACACACGGUAGUGACUGACGAAGAAACUCAAAUAAGUAGUAGAGAAACCCAAGAGAAAAAUCCUGAGUUUAUAGAGCCUGUUAAGAAGAAAAAAAGUCAAUGGCAAGAAAACGUUGUAUCGAUAAUGAAACAACAAGCUGAAAAAAGGGAGGCUAGGGCUGCUGAGCGAGACGCUCAAAGAAAAGAAUUUGAACAAAAAUUGCGGUCGAAUGAUCCUCUUAAGGAAUUUUUAAACAGUAUGUAUUUAACAACAGCUGCUAUGCCUCCACAUUUACAAGUUUCCAUUAAGCGAAAAAUAUUUGAUACUGUUACUGAGGCGGAACUGAGUAAUUUUACGAGCCACGCCAGCAGCAGCACUGGUACUCACGGUUCCCAACAUUACUUUCACACACUACAGCCACCCCAACAUUCGAACUCAAUUUAUAAUAAUCAUAAUCAUCAUCAUCAUACUUCUACUCCGCUACCGUCACCACAAUCAACAUCCAACCAGUCAUCAAGCGACGAAACUGCAGGAAGCUACUUUGGAAAUUGGAAUUUAGAUAAUCCAUAAUUAUUAUAUUAAUAUUACUAUUAGCUAUUAUAGCAGAAAUAUUAAUUAUUUAUUUAAUACCUAUUAGAUUAUUUUUUUAUGAUGGAAUAAAUUUGUGUCAGGAAAAACUAAAAAUAUUACUUUUAAAUAAUCAAAAAAAUAACUUACCUUAAACAUACACCCAAACGCUCCUCUGUUGUGACACUUUCUCGGUAGUUCGUAUUAAGCUUUAUAAUUUCAAAUCUUAUUAAUUCAUGAAUUUCCACAAACUGAGCUCUAGAAAGCCUAAAGUAAUUUUUAAACUGCUCAUCACUUAACACUGGAAUUAAUUUAUGAAAUUCGCCAAAUUGUUUUCGCUCUACUAAAUGAUUUGAUAUCCAAAAUCUGUGUUUUCUUUUAUCCGCCAUAAGCAUACAACUUAAUAAAUUAUUUGUAUGCUCAUCUUCGGAAUCAUCCUCUUCUGAACUUAAAUCAAAAAGAUUCUUUUCAAUUUCUAUAUUAUUAAACAUAAUUAAAAGAUUAAUAAUUUAUAAGAUCAUAUUAUGCUUGCUAACGCACGACAAACUUUUGGUGGACUGUCCAACUACAGCUUUGCCCAGCACAGCACAGCAUAGCCCAACGCAGCACAGCACAGCACCGCUUUCGGUGGA